Laetiporus sulphureus 93-53 is the source of this 3018-nucleotide messenger RNA. RefSeq lists its product as uncharacterized. The transcript is spliced from 5 exons. Lineage: Eukaryota; Fungi; Basidiomycota; Agaricomycetes; Polyporales; Laetiporaceae. Gene Ontology annotation, cellular component: eukaryotic translation initiation factor 3 complex, eIF3m; multi-eIF complex; eukaryotic translation initiation factor 3 complex, eIF3e. Gene Ontology annotation, biological process: formation of cytoplasmic translation initiation complex; translation reinitiation. Gene Ontology annotation, molecular function: mRNA binding; translation initiation factor activity. The record is from RefSeq and is a predicted model, not a curated record. Bases 1 to 3018 code for a protein of 1005 amino acids.
AUGGCGCCGUAUUCAAAGCCUGAGGCAGUCCUCAAGCAGGCCGAAGGCCUCAUAUCCGUCGGACAGAACCAUGCUGCCCUCCAAGCCCUCACCGAGAUGUUCUCUUCCAAGCGUUUCCGCUCGACACCGCUCGCCUCACUCGAACCGAUCGUGCUGCGCUUCAUCGAGCUUUGCGUCGAUAUGCGCAAGGGACGCACCGCCAAAGAGGGUCUUAUGCAGUACAAAAAUAUCGCUCAAAAUAGCAGCGUCGCCUCCAUCGAGGUUGUCAUCAACCGCUUCAUUCAGCUCGCCGAUGCGAAGGUGCAGGAGGCACAGGAAAAGGCGGAAAAGGCCGUCGCCCUCAUCGAUGUAGACGAUUUGGAAGCGACUGAGACUCCGGAGAGCAUUUUGCUUGGUGCUGUGAGCGGGGACCAGAGCAAGGAUAGGACGGAUCGAGCUCUCGUCACUCCGUGGCUCAAAUUUCUCUGGGAGAGCUACCGCACUGCGUUGGAAACGCUGAAAAAUAAUGCUCGGCUGGAAGUCAUCUAUCAACAAAUUGCCCAACAAGCAUUCAAGUUUUGCUUGAAGCAUCAGCGCAAGGUUGAGUUCCGGCGACUAUGCGAAACUCUGCGUCUGCACUUGGCUAACGUCGCCAAGUAUGCACACCAAUCGCACGCGAUCAAUCUCUCCGACCCAGAUACGCUGCAGCACCAUCUUGACACCCGCUUCGCACAGCUAAACACGUCGGUCGAGCUCGAGCUAUGGCAGGAGGCGUUCCGAUCCGUUGAGGACGUGCACAAUCUGCUCACGAUGGCGAAGAAGGCCCCUCGUCCCGCUAUGAUGGCCAACUACUACGAAAAGCUCACGAGGAUUUUCCUCAUGUCCGGGAACGCUUUGUAUCACGCUGCUGCGUGGGCAAGGUAUCACGCCGUCAUUACUGCUAUUGGUGGCAAGUCCGACGAAGAUAUGAGCCGCCUCGCUGGCCAGAUUCUCAUCAGUGCAUUGGCUGUGCCGGUCGGUUUGCAGGGCGAGGAAGAUGCCGCAGAAGGGGGCAAAGGCAAAAGCUCCAGGCUGACUGCUUUGCUCGGACUGUCCAAGCCGCCGACUCGCACAGGCCUACUCAAGGAAGCUCUUGCGCGUAAUGUCCUCAAAAUCUCUCCUGACAACAUCAAGACUUUGUACAACAUCAUCGAAGUCACAUUUGAUCCGUUGACGCUCUGUUCCUCGGUUGCGCCGCACUUGAAGGCGCUGGCGACUGAUACACCAUAUGCAUCUUAUAUCCCUCUCCUUCAGCGCGCGGUCCUGUCUCGCCUGCUCUCUCAGCUCUCUCAGGUGUACUCCACGAUCAAGAUCAGCAAUCUCCUCGAGCUUGUUGUCCCCAUCCGCGGCCUCGAAGUGGAUGGCGCCACUCCCUACGACGAAGAACAGAUCGAAGCCUACGUGAUGGGCUGUGCUCGUCGCGGAGAGCUCAGCAUACGCGUUGAUCACGCCGAGGGCAGCAUCACGUUCGCCGACAGCCCCUUCGCAGCCGUCGAGGAUCCCAGCUCAUCAACUUCGAUGGCCACGAGCGCCGUACAGCCCUCGACCUCCGAGUUCGUGCGUACCCGCCUCAGCCGGCUCGCCUCAUGUCUGUACAACUCGCUCGCGACGCUGUACCCGCCUGCGCCGCUCAGCGAGGAGGAACAGCAGGCGAAGGUCACGGCACUCGUCGCUGCCGCGCAGGCCGAGCGCGAUGCGCUGAAACUCCGCCGUGCACUUGUUGCGCGUCGCCGUGAGCUAUUGUCUGAGCUAUCGGUGCGCAAGGAGAAGGAGGAGGCCAGCCGCCGCGCUGAGAUCAACCGCCGCGAAAAGGAGGAGGAGAGCCGACGGGCAGUGGAGGAGGUACGUAGGAAGGAGGUGGAGCGCGCGAAGCGGGAGAUCGAGAUCAUCAGGACCGAGGAGGCGAGGAAGCUCGCUCAGAGCUUGAAGGAGAAGGGCAGCCUCAAGGUGGACAUCAGCGAAAUGGAGAACCUCAGCACGGACAACCUCAUGCGGCUGCAAGUUGAGCAGCUGGAGAAGGAGAAGAAGGAGCUCAAUGAGCGCAUGCGUAUUGCGUCCAAACGCCUUGACCAUCUCGAGCGUGCAUUCCGUAAGGAGGAGCGUCCUCUCCUCGCUAAAGACUACGAGAUUCAGCAGGAGAACGACAAGGCAGCAUUCGAGGCUGCGCAGAAAGCGCGUCUCGAGGCUUUCCGGCUGGCGCACCAGCAGGACCUGGAGACGAAGAAGCGGCUCUCGCGCAUGACGAGCGAAUAUCAGAAGAAACGAGAGGAGAUUGUAAGCAAGCGCGGCGAGGAGUUCGCCAAGAGGAAGGAGCAAUCGCAGAAGAAGAUCGAGGAGGAGAAGGCAAAGAGGCGGCAGACGGUUCUCAAGGAGCGCGAAGCGGAAAAGCUGCGCCGCGAAGAGGAGGAGAGAAUAGAGAGGGAGAAGGAAGAGGAGGAAGCGCGGAAGGAAGCAGAACGGCGUGCCGAGGAGGAGCGUCUGGCAGCGGAAGAAGCUGCCGAACUGGCUCGUGCCGAAGCCAAGAAGCGCGAAGAGGAAGAGGCGCGGGCAGAAGCACGCAGGAAACGCGAAGAGGAGCGCGUCGCCGCGUUGGAGAUGGUUCGUCUGCAGCAGCAACGCGAGGAGGAGGCAUUGGCCAAGGCCAAAGCCCGCGCCGCAGAACGUGCCACAGAACGUGCCAAGCCCCCUGUGCGCACAUCGGUGGGCGAGGAUAUUGCGUGGCGAAGGCCAGGGGCGCCUGCCCUGCCGCCACCGCGUCCAGCGACACCCCCGACGUCCGAGAGUACCGCUCCCAAGUAUCGCCCUGGUGCUCUUGGUGGUGGCGGAUGGAGGGCCAGGCAGGCAGCCAAGGAAGAGGGCGCUGCACCGCCUCCUCGUUCUACAUCACCUGCCGUCCGAGCACCUGCUAAGGAGGAGCCCACGAAGGAUGACGACGGCUUCAAAACCGUGGGUAAGAAGGGCGUGUACCGGCCACCUGCAGCAAGAGGCAGUAGGGUCUGA